Molecule: messenger RNA, 1655 nt
Organism: Paramuricea clavata
Lineage: Eukaryota; Metazoa; Cnidaria; Anthozoa; Malacalcyonacea; Plexauridae
Source: the annotation of a GenBank genome assembly
AUGAAAAACAUAGGAAAGAGAUGCCAUGAGAGAUCUGUUGACCAAAAAGGAGUGGUCUUAUGUAACAUGUACAACCGAUGUCUUCUUGAGAAUGAUGUCCCUGCUCAGUGGAAGACGUCUUGGACAGUUCUUAUACAUAAGAAAGGUGAUGCUAGUGAUGUUUCUAACUUCCGACUUAUUGCACUUAUGAGUUGCAUAUACAAGUUGUUCAUGAGUGUAAUGGCCGAGUGAUUGGUGAACUCUUCUGUUGAAAUUAACUAUCAAGUUCCCAGAAGAGCGCGAGACCCACAGAAGGUUGUUAUGAGGACACAUUCAUCCUACAAUCCCUUGUUCUUGAUGCCAAACGACACCAGAUAACCUAUUCCUUGCCUGGUUAGAUCUGGUGAGGUAGUGUUCCUCAUGAAGUCAUUUUGGUCACUUUAUCCCAUCUUGGUGUUCCUGACUCUGUUGUGAACCUCGUGAAGAAUGUGUAUAUGAAUGCCACCACUGAAGUUCGAAUGCCAGCUGGUAUCACACAGUUCGAAUCCCAGCGGGUGUCAAACAAGGAGGUCUGUUAUCCCCUAUUCUGUUUAACAUGUGCAUUGACAUCAUCCUUCAUGCUGUCUCUUCAUCAGGCCAUAACAUUGGUCCUGUUAAGCAUUAUAAUGGUGAGAUAUAAGUCCUUGCCUAUGCCAAUGAUCUCGUUCUUAUAUCCAGAAACAAGGAUAACUUACAACUCCUAUUAGAUGCUGCCAGUUCGUCUGCUGAUCUCAUUGGUCCCAAAUUCCUUCAUAAUAAGUAUGCAUCCUUAAGUAUGACCUGCAACAAAAGAUGCAAAGAUAACAUCCAGCUGAAUAAACUCAAAGUCCAAGGUAAAGACAUUCCCGCCCUUAAAGAACAUGAACAUUACAGAUACCUCGGUGUACCUAUUGGUAUGAUUUGUGAUGCUGACUCCCUAGUUGAUGAUUUAUGUAGAGAUCUAGAGAGAAUCAGUUCAUCUUUGUUGGCUCUGUGGAAAAAAUUGGACGCCAUUCGAACUUUUGUUCACCCUUGUCUUACAUUUGCAUUACAUGCUGGUGAGCCUCAAAAAAGCUUCCCUUGUAUUGUACAGAAAGAAGCUAGUUAACUCAAUUCAAUCCGCCAAUAUUAAUUUCCGAUGUAUAUGACGGGAAGAUUAAAUAUGAAAGAACUCUGAGUAUUUGCAGUAGAUUACAUUCAUAGCAGUUACAUUCAUAAAUUUUUUUGACAUAUUUGAAAUUUGAACCGGUAGAGAUAUUUAUGCAUAAUUGCAACAUUUUUUUAUAUCAUAAUUUAUGCAAAUUUAUGCGAGUAAAUCGUUAACCAAACUCCGCAUGAAAUUGAAAUUGGUAUCGUUGGAAAGUGGAAGUCCUCCUCUUUCGAACGAUGCAAUUUCUGUUCUCGUACGAUGUAUACUUUGAAAGAUAUAUGCAUUUAAAACAACACCACUCGAAAUUGCUAAUUUUUUACCGGAUGGGAAUGAGUUAAAGUUGUUUGUUCAAUUUGUAACCUUCCCCUUAGAGCUACCUCCCACGUCAUCUUCGCUUCCUCCAAAGCCGGUUUUCAAGACUCCCUAGCCAAAGUUGAUAUCCAAAUUGUUGUCCAGGUGAUCAAGAUGUUAUCUUCCAGUGAUCCUUUUGUCUCAGCUGUUGCAAUUG